AUGGGGCAGUACCUACCAAUAGCAAGUCCUGCCUUUGGGAGGGCCAUACGGACCGUCUCCUUCUCCCUUAGCCCAGCCUUCACCGUAUUCCUUGCACACCAUGGCGAGAGCUCCAUCGUCUCCAGGUUCGCCCUGAGCUAUCCCGCUGUCGUGCUCGUCGGCCAUCAACUGGAGCAGGUCAACAAACUCCAGCGCGAGCUCGCUUCCUGCAAAUCCGAUGCAGAGAAGGCCAUGGUAUGCCGCCAAACACGAGACAGCCUUCUGGGCGACCACGAGAAUUUGGAGAUCUUGUCCGCGAUCUGCCGAGAUGUCAUGGAAGCUUCUGAGCAAAAUUGCACUUCUGGCGAGCUUGAUGGAUCGUGGCGACAAUUCACGCAGCUAGCCGCGAAGGGAGCGAAGCUACGGGCGGCCCGUGUCAAGGCUCUCCAAACGGUGGCUGAUCAUUGGGGUGCCCAGGUCGCACGCCACUAUGGCUGGGGGACCAUAUCGCACACCUACUGCCAACAGCUACACGCUGCAGCGAGGGAGAUAGACUGGCCAACGUUCGUGAGGAGGUUGAACCAAGUUCUGUUGGAUCGACAUUGGGCCAAAUCUCUCAAUGUGCAUCCCAUCCCAGCUUCCAUGAACCCGAUCACGCAGCCCGACAUUGAGAAAGCGAGAAGGCAGGACCAACGCGGCAAAAUCCAGCGCGCCAAAGCCAAGGGUCUGGCCACCGAGAAAGACCGGGAAGCCGCUUAUAAGGCAGCCAAGCAUGAGUCUGAAUAUUUUUACCGUGCCGCCAAUAGGUUGCCUGCCAGUCUUGGGUUGGACCGUUUCGGCGUUGUGGUGAGGGAGGAAUUUGACGAUCAGCCAACAAGUCUCGAGACCGACGGCCAAGAUGGCAAUCGAGCAAACCCCGCACCAUCAGCAGCGAGCAGCAUCGCCCCCGAUCGUCCACCGCCCAUCGGCUACAGUGGACUCUUGCAGACCGAAGCGGCUUGCCCGUUGCCAGCCCCAUUGCCUGCCGACAUCAGGGCUGCUGGUGGAAAUUCUUGCCCGUUCCCGCCAUCGCCGCCGUCGUCACCUGACGCUGGGACGACUCCAACUUUGUCGUCGACUGCAGAGUCUGAACAAGCCCUACCCUCGAGCGGUUCCCACGGCAAAAGAACAGCUCCGACACCCUCGGAUCGAGCGACCAAGAGGCAGAGGACUCGUCUCCCCACCGUUAGUGCUGCCGCUGAUGCCGGGAAAAUUUACGACUUAUUGGCCGAGCUCCAGGCCCAGGGCUCGCCUCUGGCCAACCAACCGCAGUUUUCGCAAUCGUUAGAGUGGGCCAGAGAAGAGUCCAAGAAGGGUGAGAGAUCCUACCGAGAUACCAGCACGGCCGCCUCUCAUCUUUCCCAUUCUGCCGCAAGCCCUUCAGACGCCGCUACCGUCACCCACCGCCCGGCGCCGUCUUUCCUUGACCGAGUCCUUUGCCCACUCCUGCCAAACACCCGCUACUCAUUCAUCACAACAUGCUGCAUGUGA
Hirsutella rhossiliensis is the source of this 1509-nucleotide messenger RNA. RefSeq lists its product as uncharacterized. Bases 1 to 1509 code for a protein of 502 amino acids. The record is from RefSeq and is a predicted model, not a curated record. NCBI's taxonomy places the organism in Eukaryota, Fungi, Ascomycota, Sordariomycetes, Hypocreales, Ophiocordycipitaceae. The transcript has 3 exons.